GCUGGAUGCUUCAGUACAUUAGAGACAACCCACCACUUAGCCCACAACUGUGCGCCACGACCUCUCGGUAACUUCUGGAUUACUGGAAAGCAGAGGGGAUGAGACUACCAGAGAACAUGCCCCUACUGAGUCCUUAUCUUCUCUUGCAGGAGGCUGGAGAGGAACUGCGCUUCCAAACCCACAGCACACCACAGGUAGCGUCUCUAACUAAGGCUAUCUCGUGGACAGAAAUGGAAAGCUCAAACUCUACGCACAGACCUGUUUCCACGACUCAAAAUUCACAACUAGACAGUGAUGUCGCUUUACCGAUUUUUAUGUUUGCUGGAGGCGCCGUUGGGAAUUUAAUUGCAAUAAUCGUUCUUUCGGUAUCAAGACAGCAGCGCAAAUCUUCAGCCUUCUACACGCUGGUGUGCGGGUUGGCGGUGACGGACCUGCUGGGCACCUGCCUGGCCAGUCCGAUAACUAUAGCCAACUACCUUGACCGGAAUGUGCUGUUGGACCAACAUGUCUGCGAGUUUCAGUCCUUUUUGUUGCUGUUUUUCGGUUUGACCGGACUCAGCAUCAUAUGCACCAUGGCGGCAGAGCGAUACCUGGCCAUAUGCUGCCCGUACACCUACCAGCGGUGGGGAGUGGACCGACGCUUUGCGCAGAAGCUUCUCCUCUUCAUCUACAUCAGUCACAUCUUCUUUUGCUGCCUCCCAAUGAUGGGCAUGGCGAAUAGCAGACUGCAGCCGUCCGAAACCUGGUGCUUCAUCGACUGGACGAUACACGAGCCCGUGUCCACUGCCUACUUCGUCCUGUACAGCGUCGUUAGCCUGCUGCUGAUCUUCGGCACCAUCCUGCUGAACCUGGCAGUGUGCGGCGCGCUGCUGCUGAUGCGCCAGAGGGUCGUGCAGCUGCCCGUCACCAGAGGCAGCGUCCGGGAAAGGUGGAGGGCUCUGUCCUCGGCCGCAGAGACUCAAAUGAUCGCGGUGCUGGUGAUGACUUCUGUGGUGGUCCUGGCCUGCUCAGCCCCACUAGUGGUUCGUGUGUUUGUAAACUGCUUCAAGAAUGAAAAAAACUUCAAAGCAGACCUGGCUGCCAUCAGGAUAGCCUCAGUUAACCCCAUCCUUGACCCCUGGAUCUACAUCCUCCUCAGGAAGUCCCUGUUCCACCGGUUACUCGCUUUUUCCAGGCGAGGCAGCAGCAGCCGCAGCAGCUCCCCUCCUUUAACGCAAACCACCCUGUUUACUACCAACAUCGUGAAGGACAGCAGCGUGUUCACCCAGCUGAUGUGCAACGCCAGCAUCAUCACUCAGCUGCCCGCUACUGUCACAUUCACUCCGUGCGACACGGAGAGAGCCUCCAGCAGAGUUGACUCUGCAGAGUGAGCACACGUUCGACACUGAUGAAUGUUUGCUGCGUUAGGGUGGUGUGAGCAGCUUCACACACAGCCACAGACUCUGUCUCAGAGCCACUGAUGAUGAAGAUGUGGUGGGCCCACAUCACGGAGGGAUCCCCGGAGCUGCUGCAGGAUUAUUUAUCGACUGAAAGAGUCGUGCGUCACAGGGCUGACAAGAAGAGAGAAACAAUAUAUGACUGAGAUGUUGUUACUGAAGUGCAAUGUUAGAUCGAGCCUGUCCAAGCUGUCCAAUCUCUCCUUGUGGCUUCUGCCUAGCCGAGACACUCUUUCGCUAGAUGAAUGUCAUCUCUCAUGGGGUUCACCUCCACCUUUCCCCUUCCACUUUCCUCCAGAUGUCUCUGAUAGUGCCAAAGAGCCAUCAUAUGGUUCUUGUGAUGGACAGGAUCCUCCCUCAGCUCCAGCCGUGUUUAUGGAAAACUCCCCGAUGGUUUGUGCGUGUUUUGUUGUUUCUUUUUCAUCAGGAGAAACAUAUGAAAUUAAUAAAGCAGUGACCAAAAUAUGCUGAUGGCUGUUUGUAAUAAAGACUCAUGU
Messenger RNA from Oreochromis aureus, 1933 nucleotides. Its product is annotated as prostaglandin E2 receptor EP4 subtype-like. Gene Ontology annotation, cellular component: plasma membrane. Bases 99 to 1370 code for a protein of 423 amino acids. Gene Ontology annotation, biological process: negative regulation of inflammatory response; adenylate cyclase-activating G protein-coupled receptor signaling pathway; cellular response to prostaglandin E stimulus. Lineage: Eukaryota; Metazoa; Chordata; Actinopteri; Cichliformes; Cichlidae. The record is from RefSeq and is a predicted model, not a curated record. Gene Ontology annotation, molecular function: prostaglandin E receptor activity. The transcript has 2 exons.